Molecule: messenger RNA, 1242 nt
Organism: Microdochium trichocladiopsis
Lineage: Eukaryota; Fungi; Ascomycota; Sordariomycetes; Xylariales; Microdochiaceae
Exons: 2
Coding region: 1-1242 (413 amino acids)
Biological process (GO): RNA processing
Cellular component (GO): nucleus
Molecular function (GO): mRNA binding
Source: RefSeq, a predicted model, not a curated record
AUGAGCGACCAGGAAGUCAAGGCUGUAGAGCCCGUCGAGGCCCCCGUCGAGGCCCCUCCGGCGGAGGCUCCCGCUGAAGCUCCUGCGACCGAGGAGACGACCGAGCCCGCGACUACCGACAACAAGGAGACCGAGCAGACCCCUUCCGCGAACAAGACUUCUUCUGCACACCAGGCACCUGAAGGAAUGCUCAGAGUCAGCGGCAGAAAGGCUGCGGACGAUAAGGUCUUCCGCAACAACGUCAAGUUUGACCCUUCGGUCCUGCCCGAGACCGAUGACCCCAAGCAGAUCCGCACCCAGGUCGAGUUCUACUUCAGCAACAGCAACUUGCCGAGCGACAAGUUCCUCUUCGACCUUGUCGGUGGCGCCGAGAACAAGGCCGUCCCCGUCAAGCAGAUCAGCAGCUUCAAGCGCAUGAGACGCUUCCAGCCCUACUCGGCCGUUGUCAAUGCUCUCAAAGAGAGCAAAGUCCUCAUCGUGGAGGGCGAGGAGGGUGAGGAGACCGUGCGCCGCAAGGUCCCCUUCGACCCUUCCAAGCAGAGCCAGGCGGAGGAGCAGAGCAUUUACGUCAAAGGCUUCGGCGAUGAGGAGCCUACUUCGCAGGUUGACAUUGAGCAGUUCUUUACACAAUACGGCGCGAUCAACUCUGUCCGCCUCCGGCGCGCUGAGAACAGAGCCUUCAAGGGCUCCGUCUUUGUGGAGUGGGCUGACAAGGAGACCGCGGAGAAGUUCUUGGCUCUGGACCCCAAGCCCCAGUGGAAGGAGCACCCCCUUCUCAUCAUGUCCAAGAAGGCCUACAUCGACCAGAAGAACGAGGACAUCCGGGAGGGGCGUGUAGAUCCCCACAACUCCAAGUCCCGUGGCGGCGCUCGCGGGGGUCGUGGUGGACGUGGCGGCCGUGGUGGGCGCAGUGGUGACUCGGACGACUGGAAGAAGAGACGCGACCAGGACCAGCGCAAUGGCUUCAAGGACCGUCGCGGCGGGCGAAACGACCGGGGCCGCGGUCGUGGCAGGGGUGGCAACCGCGGACGUGGCGGCCGCGAUCGCCAGGACGGUGGCCGCGAGAACGGCACUCGGGACCCGGAGCAGCGCGACAACAGAGACGUCGGCCGUCCCAAGAUCAACAUCAGCGGCGAAGGCGAGAAGGAGAACGGCAAGCGCACCCGCGACGGUGAAGGUCACGGGGACGAGCGCCCUGCCAAGAAGGUUGAUACUAAGGAGGCUGCUGCGGAAACUGCUUAA